GCUCGUUCGCUCUAGACGUGUGUGUGUGUCGUGGCAUUUCUCUGUGCGUCGUUUCUUCUAUGUCUUGUAGUUGCAACAAAUGAAGAGCUUUUCAUCUGUUGAACACUAAGUUUUAAUCGGUUGCCCAUUAAAAGGGAACUCUUCCAUAAAAGUCUCGGUGCAGUGUCCUCAAAAAAGUGAACAACCUCUAAAAAUUGUCUAUCAACUGUGCAACAACUGAUCGAAAUAAUAAAUCCAAAAGUUGUCAAAGUGAAUUUGUGUGCAAAGAAAGUUUUGCUGAUUGGAAAAAAAAAACAAAAGUACCGUAAAAGCUUUACAGGAAUUACUAUAGCUUUCAAUUUCUGAAAAAUAUCGCAACACCUACUUAACUAAUGAAUGAGUCUAUAUAGACAGCAUGUUAAUUUUAAAAUAUGACAAAAUGCAGCACCAGCUGUGGCUUCUAAUACUAUUCCUCUUAACCCUAGAGGGCCCUAGGAAUACAAGGGCCCUGAUGAGCACUUACCAAGCUCAGUCCAACUAUGAACUAUUGGAAAAUGAUUCGCGUUAUAUAUCAUAUCAAGAUUUAAUGUCAUCAGCCAAACGAUUCUACGACCCCGAAACGACUUGGUAUUCCGAGGUGCUAUACGAUGUGUCCAGAAAUCAAAUUAUUGUCGGUGCUAGAGACACCUUGUACCGCAUGUCAUUCGACUUGGUGCCGCUGGAGCGGGCCAGCUGGGAGGCGACGCCAGAGAAGAUAUUCAUGUGCCAGCAGAAAGGCCAGUCGGAGCGAUGGUGUCGCAACUAUGUGCGCGUGCUCCACAGCUAUGGUGAGAACCAACUGUACGCGUGUGGGACGAACGCCUUCCAGCCAAGCUGCUCAUGGCGCCAGAUGGAAAACCUCACAGUCACCGAGUUUGACGAUGGUGUCGUCAAGUGCCCCUUCCAUCCGCAGGCAAACAGCACCAGCCUCUUGCAGUCCAAUGGCAAUAUGUUCGUCGGCACAGCCACUGACUUCUCCGGUAGCGAUGUGGCCAUCAUUCGCUCUCCCGCCCAAUCCCAAGGGGCGGAUCGUCAGCGCUUCCUGCGCACUAAGCAGUACAACAACAAGUGGCUGAAUGGAGCACAGUUUGUGGGUAGCUUUGAGGCUGGCAACUUUGUCUAUUUUCUGUUACGCGAAUCGGCUUUGGAGCACAUGAGCUGUGGCAAGGCAAUCUAUUCCCGCAUUGCGCGUGUCUGCAAGAACGAUGCUGGCGGGGAUCAAGUUCUGCGCGACAAUUGGACAUCGUUUCUGAAGGCGCGUCUCAAUUGCUCGCUGCCUGGAGAUUACCCAUACUACUUUGACGAGAUCCAAGGCAUGACCUAUUCCGAAUCGGAGAAUGUGCUCUACGCCACCUUUAGCACAACGGGUUCAAGCAUCUUUGGGUCGGCUGUGUGUGCCUACAAUCUGAGCGCCAUUAACGAUGCCUUCGAGGGCGCCUUUAAGGUGCAGGACCACACGAAUGCCGCCUGGGAAACAGUGAAUACGCCGCAGCGCAGUCAAUUCCAAUGCGCAAGCGGUGCUAGCGGAGCCGCCGAAUUUGGCCGUCUGCUGGAGAGCUCACGUUAUCAGCUCAUGGAUCAGGCCGUUCAACCGAUUGGCGCCGAACCCUUGUAUCACUCUAGGCUGGAGCGCUUCAAGCACAUUGCGCUGGAUGUGGUGCAGACCAAGACAGAGCAGCUGCAUGUGCUCUUCGUCUCGAGCAGCGGCAAUCACAUCAAGAAGCUAACCGUGAAAUAUGGAAAGGAACAAAACAAAGUGCAGACAUGUCUUGUGGAGCUGUGGCAGGCAGACGAUACGGGUAGCACGGCCUUGCUGCACAUGUCGUUCCUCAAGGUGACCGAAUCCUUGUAUCUGGGCACGGAUCUGGCGCUCACACGCAUUCCCGCCCAGCGUUGCAGUCGUCACGUAUCGCAAUCAAGUUGCUUCAAUGCCAUGGAUCCGUAUUGCGGGUGGAACGAGCUUGUCGAGCGUUGCACGCCACUCGAUCCGACCGUGCAACAGCCGUGGCUGCAGCCGAGCACCUUUAGUUGUCCCGUACUCAAUGCACCCAUCGAUGGCGGCUGGUCCGCCUGGUCGGAGUGGCAGGAUUGCCAGCAGCACGAGGAGCCGGACAGCAACUGUUUGUGUAGGCAGCGCAACUGCAACAAUCCGCAGCCACAGCACGGAGGCGUCGGCUGCGAGGGCAUCAGCACACAGGUGACGAACUGCACCCAGCAUGGCGGCUGGACGGAUUGGUCGGCCUGGUCGCCCUGCUCCCAAAGCUGUGGCAUUGCUGUGAAGACGCGACGACGCAGCUGCGGCAACCCGCGCCCCGCGCAUGGCGGUCGCAUGUGCCUUGGCUCGGAGCAUGCCGAGAUGUACUGCAGUCAUCUGCCGCCGUGCCCAGUGGCCAAGCCACAGGCUGUGGACGGUGCUUGGGGUCCGUGGGGAGAGUGGAGCGAGUGCAGCGCGCAGUGCGGCGGCGGUUUUCGCAUGCGACGUCGCGAAUGUGAUGAUCCUAAGCCGUUGAAUGGAGGUCUGGACUGUCCGGGAUGUCGCUUGGACUAUGAAGACUGCAACAUGCAGAGCUGCGCCGAGGUGCGCAAGUUUAGUUCCUGGACACCUUGGCUGACGGCCAGCGCUGGCAAUGCCACUGAACCACAGGUGGAGAAACGUUAUCGCUACUCCUGUCGGGCCACGACUGCUGAUGCCAGCUCCGUGAAGAUUAAUAUGGUCAAGGAGGAGACACGCAAUUGUCGCGCUGAUGGCAGCUGUCAGCGAAUGAAUGAACACGAAGCGAACUCGGAAUCAGACUCGGACUGGUCGCCUUGUAGUGUCAGUUGUGGCGGCGGCAGUCAGCAUCGUCAACGUGGACGCAAUCUGCAGAAUCGCGCCUGCAAUCUACAGCCUUGUCCCUCGGAUACCGAGCAACAGCCGGACAACAGCAUCGACACACAGCUGGAGCACGAAUGGAGCUGCUGGUCAGAAUGGUCGAGCUGUUCGGUGAGCUGUGGCCUGGGACUGCGACGACGCACCCGAAAAUGUCUGGGUGGGCACGAGCGACUCUGUGCGGGACGCGCGAUUGAGGAGCAAAAGUGCGAACAAGUGCCCUGCGAAGACUUUUUGGGCUGGAGCAAAUGGAGCGAGUGGUCUGCGUGUUCCAGCGAUGGCAUUCGACUGCGCCAUCGUCGCUGCGAAGUGGAGCAGCCUUCGGGCUUAGAAUGCCGAGGCGCCGAGUUCGAGAAGACCGCCUGCGUGCCCGGCGAAUGCGAUGAAGUGCAAACUGGCUCAAGCGCCACCUUGCCCGUCGUCAUCUGUGUGUUGUUGCUGUUUACAGCGGGCUGCUGCCUGGUCACCUAUCAUCUGACGCGACGUCGCUUCCUGCUUAGCGUGGAGGAGGCGCUCAACAAGACGACGACGACGACGGCCAGCUUCGACACGUAUCCCAAUCAGUAUUCCAGUCUGCCCACCAAGGAUUACUAUGAGCAGCGACCCAAGCGUCAGAGUAGCUUCCGCAUGCCAGCCAAGACCAGUAAUAUUGGCAACGGGACUCUCAAUCGCAACAACAUGCAUCACAACAACACGCCCAAGGUGUUGGCCAAGACCUACAAUGACUGUGAGACGGGCACGCUGAAACGCCAGUCGGCGCUCAACAAUUGUCGACAGCAGAACAUUGACGAUGAAAAGUUUUAGCCAAGCAUCUAACAGUCUUUAUUGAUUUACGGAUGUGAUCCCCCCAAUAUUAGUGCCAUUGUUGCCUGCCUGAAUUCAAGUGUUAUACUGACAACGAAUGUCUUUUGCACAGUGCUUGCAAAAAGUUCCUUCUCUGACUCAUAUUGAGUCGUUCGAUAAGUUAUAUGCAUACAUAUGUACAUACAAAGAUAUGUAUAUCAGAUCUACAUACAUAUGUUCUAUGUUCUCGUUUAGAUAGAUUUUAUCAAGCAAUACGUAAUAUUUUGUACAAAAUUUCAAUGUUUGUAAAGUUUUGUUUUAUAUUUUCUAAAUUUUAUUUCCAAAUCACAUACUACUUUAAGUCGCAUUAUUCUAAUUGUAAUCUGUUUUUUAGAAUCAUAUGUAAGGCGAGACUGAAUGUUAAAUUUCUUUAGAUAUUUGCGCCCAUCCCAAAAUUAAUGCCAUGCAAGCAAAAUCGAGAAACGUAUAAUUUAUCAUCUUGUAAAGUUCAAUACGCUAAGAUAGUAUAUAAGCCAAUCAAUGUGCAAAUUGCAUUUUUUUAUAAA
Molecule: messenger RNA, 4236 nt
Organism: Drosophila albomicans
Lineage: Eukaryota; Metazoa; Arthropoda; Insecta; Diptera; Drosophilidae
Gene: Sema5c
Product: semaphorin-5B
Exons: 12
Coding region: 395-3691 (1098 amino acids)
Biological process (GO): positive regulation of cell migration; axon guidance; negative regulation of axon extension involved in axon guidance
Molecular function (GO): chemorepellent activity; semaphorin receptor binding
Source: RefSeq, a predicted model, not a curated record